AUGUCAGAACCAGCAAAAGGCCCUCUUCCGUCGGAGGCCGCAACCCAGCCUGUUCAGGUUCCAGUACCGGAUGAGCCGUCUUAUACGCCAGUCCCCUCGGGCGACAAGCGCAUAUCAAACGAGUUGUCGGCUCAAUCUAGUUCAACGGUGGCCCCCGCAGCCAAAGAGCAGCAGCAGCACCCAAAGACUUCAUCCAGCAAUGCAGACCCUGUCGAUGAAAUGGAAGCGCUUAUUGCGCAUCUGCCCAAAGAAGAACAACAAGUUUUGAGGUCGCAGCUUGACGAGCUAAAAGCGAACAUCUCGUUCUUCGGUCUCUGGCGUUAUGCCACAAAGAUUGAUAUACUUAUCAUAGUGAUCAGUGCUAUCUGUGCUAUUGCUGCCGGUGCGGCCUUGCCCCUCUUCACUAUUCUCUUCGGUUCCCUGGCUACGGUUUUCCAAAAGAUAAUGUUGUUUCAGAUCUCCUACGGAGAUUUCUACCAUGAACUGACAAAAAACGUCCUAUACUUUGUGUAUCUCGGUAUCGGCGAGUUUGUCACAGUCUACAUCAGUACUGUUGGCUUCAUCUAUACAGGAGAACAUGCUACGCAGAAGAUCCGCGAGCAUUACCUUGAAUCUAUUUUGCGUCAGAACAUCGGCUACUUCGACAAGCUAGGUGCCGGAGAAGUGACGACCCGUAUCACAGCCGACACAAACCUCAUCCAAGACGGCAUUUCAGAAAAGGUGGGCCUUACUUUGACUGCUGUCUCGACCUUCGUGACAGCAUUCAUCAUCGCCUAUGUCAAGUACUGGAAAUUGGCCCUAAUCUGCAGUUCAACGAUUGUCGCCCUCGUCCUUACCAUGGGUGGUGGAUCGCGGUUUAUUAUCAAGUAUAGCAAGAUGUCGCUCGAAAGCUACGGUGCUGGCGGAACAGUUGCUGAAGAAGUCAUCAGUUCGAUUAGGAACGCCACCGCAUUCGGCACACAGGACAAGCUUGCAAAGCAGUAUGAGUCUCACCUGGCCGAGGCAGAGAAAUGGGGAACAAAAAACCAGGUUAUUCUAGGCUUCAUGGUCGGCACUAUGUUUGGCCUGAUGUUCUCGAAUUAUGGUCUCGGCUUCUGGAUGGGCUCCCGCUUCCUGGUAGAUGGUGCAGUCGAUGUGGGUGAUGUUCUCACCGUCCUUAUGGCUAUCUUGAUCGGUUCCUUCGCCUUAGGGAACGUUAGUCCAAACGCGCAAGCAUUCACCAAUGCUGUAGCUGCGGCCUCGAAAAUCUUCGGAACAAUCGAUCGCCAAUCGCCGUUGGAUCCGUAUUCAGAUGAAGGGAAAACCCUGGACAACUUCGAGGGAAACAUCGAGUUACGCAAUAUCAAGCACAUUUACCCAUCCAGGCCAGAAGUCACUGUUAUGCAGGACGUCUCCCUUGAAAUGCACGCCGGAAAGACAACUGCGUUAGUAGGACCCUCUGGCUCGGGAAAAAGUACUGUGGUUGGUUUGGUCGAGCGAUUCUACAUUCCCGUUCGCGGUACAGUAUUGUUGGAUGGUCAUGACAUUAAGGACCUCAACCUCCGUUGGCUCCGUCAGCAGAUCUCUUUGGUCAGCCAGGAGCCAGUUCUUUUUGGCACAACCAUCUAUCAAAAUAUUCGGCACGGUCUCAUUGGCACAAAAUUCGAAAGGGAAUCUGAGGACAAGAUCCGAGAGCUCAUCGAGGGCGCGGCAAAAAUGGCAAAUGCUCACGAUUUCAUCUCUGCUUUGCCGGAAGGGUACGAAACAAAUGUCGGCCAGAGGGGGUUUCUCCUCUCAGGUGGUCAGAAACAACGUAUCGCCAUUGCCCGUGCUGUUGUCAGCGACCCAAAAAUCCUGCUCCUUGAUGAAGCUACCUCUGCCCUAGACACUAAAUCCGAAGGAGUCGUUCAAGCCGCGCUGGAAAGAGCAGCUGAGGGCCGUACUACCAUUGUAAUUGCCCAUCGCCUUUCCACCAUCAAAACGGCCCACAACAUUGUGGUGCUGGUUGAUGGUAAAAUUGCCGAGCAGGGAACUCAUGAUGAACUGGUUGACCGUGAAGGGCCUUAUCGCAAGCUUGUGGAAGCUCAGCGGAUUAAUGAAGAGAAGGAAGCUGCAACUAUCGAUGACGAGGACAUGGAUGGUGAAGAUCUCACCCACGAAGACAUGACCAGAAUCAAAACUGCAGCUAGCGGAACUAGCUCGCUCGAUGAAAAGCCAACCACCAUGGACCGCACUGGCACCCAUAAAUCAAUUUCCAGUGCAAUUCUUUCCAAGAGGGGUCCCGAGCCAGUUAAGAAGUACUCUUUAUGGACGCUGGUCAAAUUCAUCGCUUCUUUUAACCGGCCUGAAACUCUCUACAUGAUCAUCGGUCUUAUCUUUUCAUUCCUAGCCGGUGGUGGUCAACCCACACAAGCUGUGCUAUAUGCCAAGGCAAUCAGUACUUUGGCGCUCCCUUCUACACAGUACGAUAAGCUUCGGAGUGAUGCAAACUUUUGGUCCCUGAUGUUCUUCGUGGUCGGCAUUGUUCAAUUCAUUACUCAGUCUACUAGCGGUGCCGCUUUUGCUGUCUGCUCUGAGAGACUUGUUCGUCGCGCACGAAGCACAGCUUUCAGGACCAUACUCCGCCAAGAUAUCUCAUUCUUUGACAGAGAAGAAAAUAGCACCGGUGCCUUGACAUCUUUCCUGUCCACCGAGACGAAACAUUUGUCUGGCGUCAGCGGCGUAACGUUGGGUACAAUCUUGAUGACUUCGACUACACUAGGUGCUGCUCUCAUUGUCUCUCUGUCGAUUGGCUGGAAAUUGGCCUUGGUUUGUAUCUCGGUCGUUCCAGUCCUUCUAGGUUGCGGAUUUUACCGGUUCUACAUGCUAGCUCAAUUUCAAUCACGGUCCAAACUUGCCUACGAGGGAUCUGCAAAUUUCGCUUGCGAGGCUACAUCAUCCAUCCGCACCGUUGCGUCUCUGACUCGAGAAAUGGAUGUUUGGGGAAUGUACCACUCUCAGCUUGACGCGCAAGGCAGGACUAGUUUGAUUUCUGUCUUGAAAUCAUCCCUGCUAUAUGCUUCAUCUCAGGCGCUUGUUUUCUUCUGUGUUGCGCUCGGCUUUUGGUACGGAGGAACCCUCUUAGGCCACCACGAGUAUGACAUGUUCCGUUUCUUCGUAUGUUUUUCGGAGGUUCUAUUCGGCGCUCAAUCUGCGGGUACCGUCUUCUCCUUCGCGCCAGAUAUGGGCAAGGCGAAGAACGCCGCAACUGAAUUCCGACGACUGUUCGACAGAAAACCAGAGAUUGACAACUGGUCUGACGAGGGCGAGAAGCUCGAAACUGCAGAGGGCGAAAUCGAAUUCAAAAACGUGCACUUCCGAUAUCCCACGCGUCCCGAGCAGCCUGUUCUCCGUGGUCUGAACCUGACGGUGAAGCCUGGACAAUACAUUGCCCUUGUCGGACCCAGCGGUUGUGGUAAAAGUACUACUAUUGCGCUCCUCGAACGUUUCUACGAUGCAGUUGCUGGAUCCAUUCUCGUUGACGGGAAGGAUAUCAGUAAACUUAACAUCAACUCUUACCGCAGCUUCCUGGCGCUAGUCAGCCAAGAGCCAACUUUAUACCAGGGCACGAUCAAGGAAAACAUCUUGUUAGGUAUCACCGAGGAUGAUAUCGCUGAAGAAUUAUUGGUGAAGGCUUGCAAGGACGCCAAUAUCUACGAUUUCAUCAUGUCACUUCCCGAGGGCUUCAACACAGUUGUUGGCAGUAAAGGAGGCAUGUUGUCAGGCGGUCAAAAGCAACGUGUAGCGAUUGCACGAGCCUUAUUGCGCGAUCCCAAAAUCCUCCUCCUUGACGAAGCUACGUCUGCCCUAGACUCCGAGUCAGAAAAGGUCGUCCAAGCCGCGCUCGAUGCUGCUGCCCGAGGCCGAACCACAAUCGCUGUCGCCCACCGAUUGAGUACAAUUCAAAAGGCGGAUGUUAUCUACGUCUUUGACCAAGGCAAGAUUGUUGAGAGCGGAACUCACACCGAACUUGUUCAUAAGAAGGGCCGAUAUUACGAGCUGGUCAACCUACAGAGCCUGGGUAAAGGCCACUAA
This is a messenger RNA of Aspergillus puulaauensis, 4053 nucleotides long. It is a transcript of the gene mdr1, whose product is annotated as ABC multidrug transporter Mdr1. Gene Ontology annotation, molecular function: ABC-type transporter activity; ATP hydrolysis activity; ATP binding. Bases 1 to 4053 code for a protein of 1350 amino acids. Gene Ontology annotation, biological process: transmembrane transport. Gene Ontology annotation, cellular component: membrane. The transcript has 3 exons. Lineage: Eukaryota; Fungi; Ascomycota; Eurotiomycetes; Eurotiales; Aspergillaceae. The record is from RefSeq and is a predicted model, not a curated record.